Messenger RNA from Ilex paraguariensis (yerba mate), 1353 nucleotides. NCBI's taxonomy places the organism in Eukaryota, Viridiplantae, Streptophyta, Magnoliopsida, Aquifoliales, Aquifoliaceae. The record is from the annotation of a GenBank genome assembly.
AGACUUUUCUUGAAGGUAAGUCGCGCUUGCCAUACGCUAAGAGACUUCACUCAACACUAACAUCACACUUUACUUUUUAGAGAGAGGAACAUGCAGAGAAUGCUUGAGAAAGUUAGAGCUGGCAGUGAUAGAUGGAGAAGACAGUGACGGUGUUGAUCUUGAACUCUUCAGUGAUCGCAAAUCAAUGUUUUUGAUCCAAGUAUGGUCUCUCCCAUCUCUGUUUUAAUGUGGCCAAAAUAUAAUAAUUUUCUGUGAAUCCAUAUGAUUGGUUCUCUGAUCAAUCUUUCAUUGGAUCCAACAAGACCUGGUGAAUCCUCAGUCCUUUUACAUCUCUUUAUUCCAAUUACUACCUACAUCUGAUUUCCCAUCAAGCACAUAUUGCUAGUUUGCUCUACUCAAUCUAAAUCAUUGCUGUAGCUACAUCCUACAUACCCUGUGAAAACUUUUUUUUUUUUUUUUGAAUCCUUAGUAUUAAUUUGGUUGUUAUUUAGAAUAGAUUACACCAAAAUGUCGAUAUUUUUGAAAAUUUUGUACUGUUAUUGUGGCUGGAAAAUUUUGCACGGUAUUUGGUGCUGGAUAGAUAAACAAGGAAAAGAUGAACAAGGAAAAGAUGAUCAAGGAAAAGAUGAUCUUAACUGUGAUAAUGAAAGUUUGCCCAGAAACAAAAGUAGAAAUGGAAACCCUUCUGAUGAUCAUGCUAUUAACUGUGAUAAGCUGCUUGAUGCUUCAAAAGUCCCUCAUAAGCCGACAAUUUUACCUUCAUCGUCCUCUUAUAGUUAUGUUGUUCAAAGUAAGACAGUUAAUUUCGAAACAAACAAAACAGCUGACCAAAAAUGGUCCCAGAAUUUUUCUCCAAUUUCCUCUCAACCAUCUCCAUCUUCCUCUAAACCUCCAUCUUUAUCUAAGCAAACUCAAUCUUCAACAAAGACAAGCACAACUUUCUCCAAACCAUCACCAUCUUUGCCUGUGCCGCCUCCGUCUUCCUCUAAACUGACUUCACCAUCGUCCUUAUCUUCAUCAUCGUCCUUAUCUACAUCUUCUUUUCAGACUUCAUCUUUCCCGAAACCACCUACUGCACUUUCGAAUAAGCCUACUCUUUCUCUUGCUUCAUCUAAUCCGAAAAAUGACCAGACACACACCAAGUACAUUUGGGUUCAGGAGGGUUCAUCACCUACACAUGUGAUUCCCGAGGGUAUCAAAGAAUUGAUUAAGGAAGACGUUGUCCCUGGAGUGCUCAAGAAGCCCUUGUCUCCGUUGACCUACAAGGAUUACUUUCAUGCUCUGCUUUAUGCCGAGGAUUACUACCUUGAGGUACAUAGAAAAAGUAUUUUUAUUUCUCCCAAUAUUUUGUAA